AUGGCCGCGCCCCGCGCCGAGGAUCUGGCGGGCGCUCCCGCCAUCCCCCCGCACGCGGAGGUCGAUGAGGCUGGCGCCAAGGGCCGGCGAUUCGCCGUGGGAGACGGCGCGGGAGCGCGGCAUGGAGGGCCUGGCCUAGCUGGGGCUCGUGGCCCUGCGUCAUCUGGCUGCGACGCGGGUCCUGCGCACGCUGCGGGGCUGCAGCCCCCGGGCGGUGAGCACCCAAGGGGCCGGGAGGCGAUCCGGGGACCCCAGAGCUUCUUCCAGCCACGGCUGGGCGAGACAGUUAUUUGUCAAGGUGUAAAGAACUCUAUCACUUUUAAGACAGUAAACUUCACGGGGUGUAAUCUGACAUGGCAGGGAGCAGAUCACAUGGCCAAGACCUUAAAGUAUCUGACUACCAGAAGGCAUGAAGAAACCUGGGCUGAGAAUCUCCAUUCCAGGAGACCUGAUCUUGACUGUAUGGCUGGUUUGAGGCGCAUCGCUCCGAACUGCGACAUGCUCAUGGGUGACCUGGGUGCAAGUGCUUCUGCAGAAUCUCUUAGUGAGGAUUUGUGGCUAAAAGCACUGGACCUGCAGCAGUGUGGCCUCACCAGUGAAGGAGCAAAGGCUUUACUAAAGGCCCUUGAAACCAAUGGAACUCUGCUCGUUCUGGAUGUAAGAAAAAAUCCACUUGUGUACCAGUGGAUAACUUCUCCAUCGGUGAAGGAACCAUCCAAAGCUGCUAGACAGAAGAAGAGAACUCUAAUUUUGGAAAGUGGUCGAAAAGGAAAAGCUACUAUUAGAAUUGAUGUCCAGUGGAGCCCCAGAAUAGAAGCAAGAUGA
Globicephala melas (long-finned pilot whale) is the source of this 825-nucleotide messenger RNA. Its product is annotated as centrosomal protein of 78 kDa-like. Gene Ontology annotation, molecular function: protein binding. Lineage: Eukaryota; Metazoa; Chordata; Mammalia; Artiodactyla; Delphinidae. The record is from RefSeq and is a predicted model, not a curated record. Gene Ontology annotation, cellular component: centrosome.